Exophiala oligosperma is the source of this 1277-nucleotide messenger RNA. RefSeq lists its product as uncharacterized. The transcript has 6 exons. Lineage: Eukaryota; Fungi; Ascomycota; Eurotiomycetes; Chaetothyriales; Herpotrichiellaceae. The coding region runs from base 363 to 1277 and encodes 304 amino acids. The record is from RefSeq and is a predicted model, not a curated record.
UGUCUGUGUCUGUGUCCCCUCGUUAACCUGGAUUUUUUCGUCUGAACCUCGGCAUUCGUACUCCAGUAGGUUGCGGGCCUUAAACACGAUCUGGGUACUAGAUUUAUGCCUGACAAACGAGUACGCAACGACCGACGAGAAAGUCUUACAGGACGAGUGAUUCGUUGUAUCAGCACUAGUCCAGGUGGGCACAAAAUACGAGGUGGAGGUGCAGGCCGAAGAAUCCCUUAUUUACCACAGUUCUCCGAGUGUCGUAAACAGCGAGUGCAUACAUACUGGUCAUCCCAUUCUACUUCGAGGCGCGAGUACUAUCACCAAGACCUACACUAUACAGACUACACAUACUUAUACCGUAAAACACCAUGAAGCCAUAUACCGACGAAGGCCCCAUCAAUUGUGAUGUUGACAUUGACACCACUAACGUCAAAGGGAAAACGGCCAUUGUGACUGGAGGGUCCAACGGCAUUGGCGAGGCUUACGUUCGUGCUCUGUCGAAAGCAGGAGCAUUUGUCGUCAUUGCUGAUGUCGCCGAAGGGGAUGGCGAGAAAUUAUGCAAGGAACUUGGCAGCUCGGUCCGUUUUGUAAAAUGCGAUGUAUCAAGCUGGGCAAACCAAGUGGCUACUUUCAAGGAGGCCGCCGCAUCGUCGCCCUCUGGGCGGAUUGAUAUCGUCCUUGCCAAUGCGGGAAUCGGAGGACCACCAGAUACGAUCUUCUCUACCAAAGUGGAGGAUGCAGAGCCAGAAGAACCUAAGCUGAAGAUACUGACCGUCAACCUCACCGGUGCUCUCUACACGGUCAAACUUGCCCUCCACUACUUUCGUCGACAGAAUGCAUCGAACAAGGGCACUGACCUCGACCAAGUACUGAUCCUGCAAGGGAGUCUGGCCGGAUUUAUUCAACUUCCUGAAGCUGUCGAGUACGUGGCUUCUAAAUGGGGCCUACGUGGGACAUUCAGAACCUUGCGUGUGACGGAGUUUCAACACAAUAUUCGAGUGUGUUACAUUGCACCCAGCUUUGUACACACCAAAAUAGUCAACGACGAACUUGUCCAGCUUUUGGAAAAGGGCAACAUUGAAUGGGCGACAGUUGAGGAUGCAGCUGAAGCUGUGAUGAGGAUUGUGACUGACCCUGGUGUCCAAGGUCGGGCACUGGCCAUUGCGCCUCGCAGCUUGGCCCCUCGUGGCUAUUUCGACUUGUGCGACGAUGACAAGGAAGGGUCACCCGUAUAUCCCCUGAUAGACGCAUCUCUGGGAAGGAUGGGUCUCGGACGACAUUGA